This is a messenger RNA of Pseudoliparis swirei, 843 nucleotides long. Its product is annotated as transmembrane protein 235. The transcript has 4 exons. The coding region runs from base 217 to 843 and encodes 208 amino acids. The record is from RefSeq and is a predicted model, not a curated record. NCBI's taxonomy places the organism in Eukaryota, Metazoa, Chordata, Actinopteri, Perciformes, Liparidae. Gene Ontology annotation, cellular component: apical plasma membrane.
AUAUUUAAAGUAAACAAUUCCGGCAUUACGUGCUGCUCAGUUUUCCUCCGAAACUACGUCCUCGGACCGUGAAUGCCACGGAGGAGAACACUGCGGGGAGAGGAGAGCUUUUACGCAUCGCACAUCUUUGAGCGUCGGAAAAGGACAGAGUGAGAAAGAAAAAAAAGAUAAAGAAACUGCACAGACUUUUAGAGUAACUGCGCUCUGGACUGCACCAUGAAUUACGGAAUGGUGGUUCUCACUGCUGGGUUUACAGGUUUGCUGAGCUUCAGCCUCCUCGCUGUGGCUAUUGGGACUGAUUACUGGUACAUUAUCGAUGUGAAUAAACCCAACUGCACAGACGACCUGAGUUCACAUUCUGGACUGUGGAGAAUUAUUGAAGGAACAAACACAAGCUCAGUCAUCCCUUUUUUCACAGCAAAUAUGACCAGCCUGUCAGAAGUGGAAAGGCACCUUCUUGGCUUGCACAAGGUGGUGGUCAUCAUGUUGCCCAUCAGCCUGGUCCUGCUGGUGUUCGGCUGGAUCUUUGCACUUGUCAGCUCGUUGGCUUACAGUCCCAACUUGCUGGCUGGAUCAGCGUCCUAUGUUCUCUUCUGCAGCCUUUUUACCCUCUCGGGGGUCAGCAUCUACAUCAAAUACUCAAACCUAGCCAUGGAGGAGUUCCAGCGCGUUGUGUCUCCAGAGAACCUCGCCCACGUGGACGUGUCCUUCGGCUGGUCCCUCGCCACGGCCUGGCUCUCCUACAGCCUGGAGGUGGCCACCGGCCUGCUGCUCCUGCUGGCGGCCAGAAUAACUCAGAUGAAGGGACGCUAUGACUCUGGCGUAACCAUUGCCAUGUUAUGA